Messenger RNA from Knipowitschia caucasica, 756 nucleotides. The record is from the annotation of a GenBank genome assembly. Lineage: Eukaryota; Metazoa; Chordata; Actinopteri; Gobiiformes; Gobiidae.
AUGGAAAUGAGAAUUCUCAUAAGUACAAACUGGGCACUGGAGGUGGUGCCCUUGGUGCUGUCCGGAGGAGAGCCCGGCCUGGUGGGCUCUGUACCCACCUGGGAGCGCACUGCUGCGAUAGGGCACAAAUCAGCUCUCCACAUGGACCUUGACGCCUGGCCCUCCCCACACGUUUGCAACACACACUUCCGCUACGAUGCCAUGCCAGAGUCCUUCUAUCAGGUCAAGCCCAAGGUCAUUAACGUUAUGAGGAAUCCCAAAGACAUCUUGAUCUCAAUGUUUUACUUUAAUAAUAACACGGUGUACCACCCCACAAAGGACUCGCUAACAGAGUUUCAACACAAAUUUCUUGAAGGACACGUUGCAUUCAGUUCCUGGUUUGAUCAUGUGAAGAGCUGGCUGAAUGCAGAAGACAAGUCUCACAUCCUGUACCUGACCUACGAGGAGAUGGCACAGUUCCAGGAUCUGCGGCAGGCGGUCAAGAGAGUUGGUGAGUUCUUUGAGAAGCGUCUGGACGACGAAGCUGUAGACAAGAUCGCAGACAUGUGUUGUUUCGAAAGCAUGAAGAAAAACAACUCGACGAGAGACCGGACCAACUGUAACGUUGCCCCCAAACUGCCUGCACUAGACUAUUCCAAGUAUUACAGAAAAGGGAUCACUGGAGACUGGAGAAACCAUCUCUCUGAGGAGCAGGCCCAGCAGUUUGACUCUGUGUAUGAAGAGAAAAUGAAAGAUGUGGAUUUAAAAUUCACCUAG